AUGCCUGCCCAGUCAAAACCCGUCCAGCACUUGACGCCAUUUGGAGCAGCUUUGGCUGGUGCCCUUGGAGGUUGCUUCAGCACUGCAGUUGUUUACCCCCUAGAUGUUGCCAAAACAAGGAUACAAGCUCUACCUGCCGACGCGAAAGGCAAGGGGAAGGGCAACCUAUCGAUGCUGUCCGUGAUAUUACGGAUAUUCCACAAGGAGGGUAUCAUGGGGCUCUAUCGAGGUUUUGGCGCGACGAUGCUCAACACAUUCUCAAUGCAAUAUGCUUAUUUCUUUUUCUACUCCUUCGUCAGGACUUCUUACAUCAAACGUUUGACCUCAAAGCUAGCUCCAGGGUCCAAGUUACCUCCUCUGUCGACUGCAGCUGAGCUGCUGCUGGGUGCUGUUGCUGGAGGGCUUGCCCAAAUAUUCACCAUCCCUGUCUCUGUUAUUGCUACACGACAACAAAUUGGCCGAUCCGAUAAACUGGACGGUGAUGCGACCGAGCCAACAGAUGAUUCCUUUUUAAGUGUAGCUCGGGAGAUUAUCAGGGAGGAGGGCGUCACCGGCUUGUGGCUUGGAAUUAAACCUGGACUGGUGCUGACGGUAAACCCUGCGAUCACAUACGGGAUGUUCGAGCGAGUAAAAAGCUUGGUGCUUCUUGCACGGCCAGGUGGAAAUGGAAAAUUGUCCCCUUGGUUGUCUUUCCUCGUCGGUGCCUUGAGCAAAACUCUGGCGACCGUUGUUACGUAUCCUUACAUUAUGGCAAAAGUGCGGAUUCAAGCCCGCACGGCGGAUGCUGGGGACGAGGAGCAACAUCCAGAUAGCUAUCACCAUGAACACUCCAAGCAUGUUGGUGCCCUUGAUAUUUUGGCUCGUGUUUGGAAACGUGAGGGCUUCGUUGGGUGGUACCAGGGAAUGCAAGCCCAGAUUAUCAAAGCCGUUCUUUCGCAGGCGUUGUUAUUUAUGUCGAAGGAACAAUUCGAACAUUGGGCAUUUGCGAUCAUGAUCUUUGCGACCCGGUUCUCGACUGCGCGCUGACAUUAGAGAGCAGCUUGACAUCCUAUUUAUACGUAAAAUAGAUACUUAUGGACUCGCG
Molecule: messenger RNA, 1084 nt
Organism: Laccaria bicolor S238N-H82
Lineage: Eukaryota; Fungi; Basidiomycota; Agaricomycetes; Agaricales; Hydnangiaceae
Exons: 6
Coding region: 1-1026 (341 amino acids)
Biological process (GO): transmembrane transport
Source: RefSeq, a predicted model, not a curated record